Molecule: messenger RNA, 639 nt
Organism: Necator americanus (New World hookworm)
Lineage: Eukaryota; Metazoa; Nematoda; Chromadorea; Rhabditida; Ancylostomatidae
Exons: 6
Coding region: 1-639 (212 amino acids)
Biological process (GO): mitochondrial electron transport, NADH to ubiquinone
Source: RefSeq, a predicted model, not a curated record
AUGGGUAAUCAGUAUGUGAAACCACCAAGAGAGGGCAAUUCGCCAUAUACUCGAUCUGGUAUACCACCACCUCCCAUUCUUAAGAAGUCCGGUUCUGAUAAACCAAGUCAUCGCAUAAAUGAUCCAAUGUCCCUGGAACUUCACAUGGCCGAUGAGCGAGUUCGAGCUGCUGGUCUUAGCCCGGCGGAGAGAGAAUGGCGAAUGAAAUGGGUCAAAGAUCAGCAUCUCCAUCCCGAUGAACCUAUUGUUGUUGACGCUGUCCAUCGUCAACUGAAUCCUAUACGAGUUCUUUAUAGGUAUCCAUGGGACUGGCUUUAUAUGCACUACCUUAAGCCAACCUUUGGAGUGUACUACGGGACUGCUAUCCGUGUAACUGUGCCAAAGUUGUUUAUGGCUUUUGUGGCUCUCGAAACGAUUUAUUACUACUGGAAAUAUGAAGUGAAGGACUGGCAACAUCUUCGUGGUGUUGAAACAAUGCCUCUCAAAGAACUGAUUGUGAAUGAGAAAGAGAUAGAAGAAAAAUACCCAGGAUUGAAGGCGAAAGCACUUGUGGACCCCGCCAAGCAUGGUUAUUACACUCCUACGUUCGACAAGAGAACUGCAUACUUGGAUGUCGGUGCUACUCAAAGACCUUGGUAG